GCAAAAAACCCAAGAAGAGCAAGAGAAAGCAUGGGGCUUCACUCCCCAGGCUAAGGAUAAGAAUGGACAACCUAUAUACCGCAACCCAAAGUUCAGUAACGGGACUGUGGCUAUGUUUCUGUUUGGGUUUAUCAUCGCGGGCAUCCUGGUGAACAGUUGGCGCUGGAAUAGCUACUCGUCUAAG
This is a messenger RNA of Sphaeroforma arctica JP610, 184 nucleotides long. RefSeq lists its product as hypothetical. Lineage: Eukaryota; Ichthyosporea; Ichthyophonida. The transcript has a single exon. The annotation marks the transcript as partial. The record is from RefSeq and is a predicted model, not a curated record.